Messenger RNA from Ictidomys tridecemlineatus (thirteen-lined ground squirrel), 2971 nucleotides. It is a transcript of the gene Etv4, whose product is annotated as ETS variant transcription factor 4. Lineage: Eukaryota; Metazoa; Chordata; Mammalia; Rodentia; Sciuridae. Gene Ontology annotation, molecular function: DNA-binding transcription factor activity, RNA polymerase II-specific; sequence-specific DNA binding. Gene Ontology annotation, biological process: regulation of transcription by RNA polymerase II; cell differentiation. The record is from RefSeq and is a predicted model, not a curated record. Gene Ontology annotation, cellular component: nucleus.
CCACAAGGUUUUUCUAUUAACUAGCUCAUAAGUUCAACCCACUGAUUCACUUUCUUCCCCCCCCCCAUGGAUUCCAAAGAAUUCUCUUUUUUUUUUCUUUUUUGUGGUGCUGGGGAUUGAACCCAGGGCCUUGUGCAUGAGAGGCAAAUACUCUACCAACUGAGCUAUAUCCCCAGCCCAAGAAUUGUCAUUUUCCAGUCAGCAAACAUUCAAAUAAAAAGAUAAGGGGUAUACAGAUCUUUGUCCUCAGGUAGCUUAUAACAAUAGGAGAGUUAAGGUAUUUAUUUCUAUUUGGGUUUUAGUAAUCUACUUAAAAAGUAAAGUACUGUAUCUGGAACAUGAGUGCAGAGUUGAGGAUACAAAAGUUGAAUAGAAUGUGUCACCACUGGUCCCUAUCUCCAGCAGAAGUUUAAAAAUACAAAGUGAGAGAAACAUGAACUAGAAACUAGUUAGGCUCUUAGUUUACCAUAGGAAUGAAGGGCUAAUAUAUGGUUUCCACAUCCCACCCCACCCCCCCAAAAGCUGGGUACCUGAAAUAGGGACUGCUUUAAAUUCUAGUUCCACCUGGCUGUUGACAGGAGUGAGAUGUACUCAGCUAUGUUCAUAAAUAGCUAUAGUUCAAAGCCUCAACCACAGAGGGAAGACCAUUCUCAAGAAGGGCACAGAAAACUGGCGUCUCUUCUUUCCUCCCGAUUUCUGUACUAAAUUGAAGUCUAUCAGCAAUUUUGCAUUAGAAAAAGAAGUCCAGAGAUUAGAGUAGGCGCAGAGCUGGCUAAGAGCUUUAGAACUUCCCUUUUCCUGGUACCCAGUCUUUCAGGGGCAGGGAGGUGAACCACAAACCCCGCAGCUGCCCGACUGAGAACCGGAUGGGUGCUCUCGUCCUCAAACCCAGGGCACAGCCAGGCCUGGCUGUGAGGUAGUGGGAGGAGGAGGAGGGAGAUGCUCUUGCGGCUGACCUUCAAAGGCUGUAGACCGGAGGGAUCUUGUUACAUGCCCUUGAACUCACGCCCCUCCCCCGUCAGCUUCCCUGAAUGGAGUCAGGAAUUCCAUUCACAAAAUGGAGGCUUGAAUGAAGCCGCCCUCCCGCCUCCUCCCGGAGGUGUCGGGUUUCAGCCUCUCAUUCAUAGGUGGGAGUGGAGGGGGAGGGCGGGAAGGGGUUGGAACUGGAAAGGGUGGCUUUACACAGCGGGUUCCCGAGGUGGAGUGGGGAGGUUUCAAUGCUAAGGAAUGGAAUUGAGUGCAAAGAGCUGUUAGACCUGAAAUAGCAACCCAGUGCCCACCGCUGCUUCCCCAGAUGCACGCACGCUCUGGCUCUCACGCACACGCACACGCACAGGCACAGGGCUGAGAACCUGACCUGUUGACCGGACGUUUGCCGGUUCCGAGGGAAUCUUAGGCGUGGACACCGAACCCUUUCUCCCCCGGAGGUUCAUCUCUCACUCCCCUCCUCCCCCUGAACUCACAGGAAACAGCUGCUCCCUGGAAUCUUGGGCCUUGUGGAACAGCUUGCCUAGCCCCAGCUGCUGCCAUCUAUGCCCUCUGCCCCAGCCCUCAAGCUGAGGGGCUCAAGCCUCGUGCUCCCUCUGGGUGAACUUCCCCUGGGAUUUGGUGGUGGGCAGGCAACUGGGAAAGGAACAGUCACCGGAAAGCAGGCUGGCAGGAAGAACUUGAAAAUGUCCCUGGGUGUGCAUCAAUGUACCUCCACACUGAGGGCUUCUCCGCGGCCUCCCCAGGUGAUGGGGCCAUGGGCUAUGGCUAUGAGAAACCUCUGCGACCAUUCCCAGAUGAUGUCUGCGUUGUCCCUGAGAAAUAUGAAGGAGACAUCAAGCAGGAAGGAGUUGGGGCAUUCCGAGAGGGGCCACCCUACCAGCGCCGGGGUGCCUUGCAGCUAUGGCAGUUUCUGGUGGCCCUACUGGAUGACCCAACGAAUGCCCAUUUCAUUGCCUGGACAGGCCGGGGGAUGGAGUUCAAACUAAUUGAACCUGAGGAGGUCGCCAGGCUCUGGGGCAUCCAGAAGAACCGGCCAGCCAUGAAUUACGACAAGCUGAGCCGCUCACUGCGAUACUAUUAUGAGAAAGGCAUCAUGCAGAAGGUGGCUGGUGAGCGAUAUGUAUACAAAUUUGUGUGUGAGCCUGAGGCCCUAUUCUCUCUGGCCUUCCCGGACAAUCAGCGUCCAGCUCUGAAAGCUGAAUUUGACCGGCCAAUCAGUGAAGAGGACACAGUCCCUUUGUCCCACUUGGAUGAGAGCCCUGCCUACCUCCCAGAGCUGGCUGGCCCUGCCCAGCCCUUUGGCCCCAAGGGUGGCUACUCUUACUAGCCAACAACAACUUCUUCCAUCAGGGGUGGGUGCUGCCCUGUGUACAUAUCAAUGAAUUUGGUGAAGGCCUCAUUCUAAAACCCACAGAUGUCUCUGGGGCAGACCCCUGCUAUCCCAUCAGUUGCCCUGUGGCCCAUAGAGUUGCUCACCAGAGUCUUUGGGAAGCAAAAGUGGAAAAAGGGCAAAUCUAAAGGUGGAAUCUCAGAAGCUCCCCGCUGGGAGGGGGUCACGUCCAUCCUCAGGAGUUCAGGUCAGCCUCUUCCUAAGUCCUACUUGGAGGCCUAAACCCUGUUUCCCUUCCCUACCAGAGAACAAGUGAUUGUUCUGUUUCAGGGGACAGAGAAGGAACUUCCCAAAUUUAUCCUUGCAGGCUAGCCAGGAAGUUCACUUGAGCUCCCCAGUUCUUACAUUGUGGGGAGGCAGAAGCCUAGACUCUACACUGUCCUAAGCUGUGGCCCUGGAGAACUUGGGAUGCCCGUUCUUGGUGCUCUCCUCCCGUAGGCAGGAACCUGGGAUGGGGAUACUGGACAGAGGCAGGGAGGGAUGGGUUCCAAGGGGCUCUUUGCCUCUCCUCUGCCUUUUCCUAGGCCCACCCAGGCUUGGGAUUCCACCUCCACUUCAUCUGCCAGACCUUAAUAAAGGCCCCUACUAUUA